ACUUUGAUAAACAUUUACGUCGAAGAUGGCGGAGACGGCGAUUCUAGGGUUCCUCCAGAACAACGAAUCAAUCCCUGAUUCCGGUCAAUUCGCAGCGGAGCACAAUCUCGACCACGAAGAAGUCAAAAACGUCAUCAAGAGCUUACAAGGUUUCCGCUACAUCGAAGCUAAGGAGCUUAAACGGGAGACAUUGGUUUUGACUGAUGAAGGGAAGAAGUAUGCGGCGGAAGGGUCGCCGGAGAUUCACUUUUUCUCGGCUAUUCCUGAGGAAGGAAGCAUAUCAAAGGAUGAUCUUGAGAAAAAGCUAGAUCCUUCUGUUUUCAAAAUUGGGAGUACGCAAGCUGCUAAAAAGAAGUGGGUUGCUAUGGGGAAGCAAGUCUCUAGGAAGGUUCAACAUGUUGAAGAUAAAGUGAAGGAGUCUCUUUUACAAAUACAACAAGGACUGGAACUUGAUAAAGAAAGUCUUAACUCUCUCAAAACCAGGAAACUCAUAGUAACACAGGGAUGGAUUGGAUAUUCUGAUAUACAGAAAGGUCCCAGUUAUGCUCCCAAAAGGAAGAUUUUUGCUACUGACUUGACUCGUGAAAAUCUACAGAACUGGAAAGAGUUGGAAUUCAAGGAGUAUAACUUCAAUGCUAAGGGACAACCUCUUGAGGCAGGGCAUCUCCAUCCCCUUCUUAAGGUGCGGAAGCAGUUCAAAGACAUAUUCUGUCAGAUGGGAUUUGAAGAGAUGCCAACAAACAACUUUGUGGAGAGCAGCUUCUGGAAUUUCGAUGCGCUUUUCCAGCCUCAGCAGCAUCCUGCUCGUGACUCUCAUGACACCUUCUUUCUAAAAGCUCCUUCGACGACAAGAGAAUUACCGGAAGAUUAUGUUGAAAGGGUGAAACAAGUUCAUGAGUCUGGUGGAUAUGGAUCGCGCGGGUAUAACUAUGAAUGGAAAAGAGAAGAAGCAAACAAAAAUCUUCUCCGUACACACACAACUGCAGUCUCGUCUAGGAUGCUUUAUGCGCUCGCAAAGGGACCUUUCACUCCCAAGAAGUACUUUUCAAUAGACCGUGUCUUCAGAAACGAGGCUGUUGACCGAACCCAUCUGGCAGAGUUCCAUCAGAUUGAAGGUUUGAUCUGUGACCGUGGUCUGACAUUGGGCGAUCUCAUUGGUGUACUGCAAGAGUUCUUCAGACGAUUAGGGAUGCCCCAGCUGCGUUUCAAGCCUGCAUACAACCCAUACACUGAACCAAGCAUGGAGAUUUUCAGCUACCAUGAAGGACUAGAGAAAUGGGUAGAGAUUGGAAACUCAGGCAUGUUCAGACCCGAGAUGCUACAACCAAUGGGUCUCCCAGAGGAUGUUCGAGUCAUUGCAUGGGGUCUUUCUCUUGAAAGACCGACAAUGAUCUUAUACGGCAUUGACAACAUCCGUGAUCUGUUUGGACACAAGGUGGAUCUUGAUCUCAUCAAACGGAAUCCCAUCUGUCGCGUUGGAAUUGAAUCAAGUUGA
This is a messenger RNA of Eruca vesicaria subsp. sativa (arugula), 1495 nucleotides long. NCBI's taxonomy places the organism in Eukaryota, Viridiplantae, Streptophyta, Magnoliopsida, Brassicales, Brassicaceae. The record is from the annotation of a GenBank genome assembly.